GUGAAAUGUCCACAGAAGUGCCAAACAUUAAACUGAAAAUUGAUCCUCGGGAUCUGCAGAUCCAGACGUUUACGGUGGAGAAAUUAUUGGAACCGUUGAUAAUUCAGGUUACAACACUAGUGAACUGUCCACAGAACCCUUCUGGUAAGAAAAAGGGCCGUUCCAAAAGAGCUCGUGUCUUGCUAGCUUCAGUGGAAGAAGCCACAUGGAAUUUGUUGGACAAAGGGGAAAAAAUUGCCAAGGAAGCGGUUGUGUUAAAAGAGGAACUUCAUGCAGCACUUGCCGAUGUCCGGAAAGAGAGUCAAGCCUUGAAGGCAUCAGCAGAGGCAUUUACCAGUGAUCCCUGUUAUCUGCCUAAGAGGCAGACUGUUGUCCAAGCAGCACGAUCUCUGCUUGCAGCUGUCACAAGGCUUCUGAUUCUGGCAGACAUGGUGGAUGUGGCAUACUUGCUGGAACAUUUAACUGUGUUUCAAAGAACAUUUGAAUCUUUAAGAAAAGUAUCCAGUAAAUCUGAUCUACAGAAAACCUACCAGAAGUUUCGAAAAGACCUGGAAAAUCUUGACUAUUUGGCAUACAAACGGCAGCAGGAUUUGAAAUCUAGCAAUCAGCGAGAUGAAAUUGCUGCAGCACGUGCAUCCCUGAAGGAAAAUUCCUCUCUCCUACAUUCAAUAUGUUCAGCUUGUUUGGAACAUUCAGAUGUUGCAUCCCUUACAGCCAGCAAGGAUUCAAUUUGCAAUGAAAUACAGAAUGCUCUCAAUGUAAUUUCUAAUGCUUCUCAAGGAGUUGAAAAUAAAAUGGGGCAACCUACAUCUCACACAGCUACUCUUGGAAGUGCACUUGAUGAGCUUGAGAAUUUAAUUAUCCUGGAUCCUCUUGUAGUGAAUGAAGAGAAAAUAAGGCCAUCUCUAGAGAAACGUCUGGAAGCCAUUAUCAGUGGAGCAGCUUUGCUUGCUGAUUCUUCCUGCACACGUGACUUUCAUCGAGAACGCAUCAUUGCUGAAUGCAAUGCCAUCCGCCAAGCUCUCCAAGACCUACUUUCUGAGUACAUAAACAAUACUGACAAGAAAGAGAGAAGUAAUGCCUUGAAUGUUGCAAUAGAUAGUAUGUGCAAGAAGACAAGGGACCUCCGCAGACAGCUCCGUAAAGCCAUUAUAGAUCACAUCUCAGAUUCCUUCUUAGACACGACUGUUCCACUUCUAGUUCUUAUUGAAGCUGCCAAAAAUGGAAGAGAUAAAGAAAUAAAGGAAUAUGCAGCUAUAUUUCGAGAACAUACCAGCAGGCUUGUGGAGGUUGCUAAUCUUGCUUGUUCGUUAUCAACAAAUGAAGAUGGAGUGAAAAUUGUCCAAAUGGCAGCUAAUCACAUAGAGAAUUUAUGCCCACAGGUUAUUAAUGCUGCUUUAGCUCUUGCUGCCAGACCAAAAAGUCAAGUUGUGAAAACCAACAUGGAGAUGUAUAGGAGUACGUGGGAGAAUCACAUCCAUCUUCUUACUGAAGCUGUGGACGAUAUAACAAGUAUUGAUGAUUUUCUUGCUGUAUCAGAAAGCCAUGUUCUUGAGGAUGUGAACAAGUGCAUCAUCGCACUGAGAGAGCAAAAUGCAGAUGAUUUAGAUCGUGCAGCAGGUGCAAUCCGGGGGCGUGCUUCAAGAGUAGCUCAUAUUGUUUCGGGCGAGAUGGACAAUUACGAACCUGGUGCUUACACUGAAGGAGUGAUGAAGAAUGUUCAGUAUUUGACCAAGACUGUGAUUCCAGAGUUUAUCAGUCAAGUAAACAUUGCAUUGGAGAGCUUAAGCAAGAACACGGUGCAUCUGUUUGAUGAUAACCAGUUUGUGGACAUUUCUAAGAAGGUGUAUGAUACAAUUCAUAACAUCAGAUGCUCAGUCAUGAUGAUUCGGACACCCGAGGAACUAGAAGAUGUAUCUGACCUUGAAGAAGACCACGAUGCACGCAGUCGUACAAGUAUUCAGACUGAAGGGAAAACUGACAGGGCCAAGAUGACUCAACUGCCAGAGGCUGAAAAGGAAAAGAUAGCUGAGCAAGUGGCUGAUUUCAAAAAAGUCAAGAGUAAGCUUGAUGCAGAGAUUGAAAUAUGGGACGAUACCAGCAAUGACAUAAUUGUUUUGGCCAAGAGGAUGUGUGUGAUUAUGAUGGAGAUGACUGACUUCACAAGGGGUAGGGGACCACUGAAGAACACAUCGGAUGUAAUUAAUGCAGCAAAGAUGAUUUCAGAGUCAGGAUCAAGGAUGGAUGUACUAGCACGGCUGAUUGCCAAUCAGUGUCCAGACCAAUCGUGCAAACAGGAUUUGUUGGCUUACCUAGAACAGAUCAAACUGUACUCCCAUCAGCUCAAAAUCUGCAGUCAAGUUAAAGCAGAAAUCCAGAAUCUGGGUGGGGAGCUCAUCAUGUCUGCUUUGGAUAGCGUCACAUCACUAAUUCAGGCUGCCAAAAAUUUAAUGAAUGCCGUGGUGCAGACAGUGAAGAUGUCCUAUAUUGCAUCCACAAAGAUUAUCAAGAUCCAGAGUCCUACUGGCCCACGACAUCCUGUUGUGAUGUGGAGAAUGAAGGCUCCAGAGAAGAAGCCGUUAAUUAAAAGAGAGAAGCCAGAAGAAAUCUAUGCGGCUGUCAGAAAAGGUUCUGCGAAGAAGAGAAUCCAUCCUGUUCAAGUCAUGAGUGAAUUUAGAGGCAGAGAAAUAGUCUAA
Colius striatus (speckled mousebird) is the source of this 2696-nucleotide messenger RNA. RefSeq names its product catenin alpha 3 (gene CTNNA3). Lineage: Eukaryota; Metazoa; Chordata; Aves; Coliiformes; Coliidae. Bases 6 to 2696 code for a protein of 896 amino acids. Gene Ontology annotation, biological process: cell migration; cell-cell adhesion. Gene Ontology annotation, molecular function: actin filament binding; cadherin binding; beta-catenin binding. The record is from RefSeq and is a predicted model, not a curated record. Gene Ontology annotation, cellular component: adherens junction; fascia adherens. The transcript is spliced from 17 exons.